GAAAUCCAGUUUCAGAAACAACUCGAGUAACGACUCAAAUAAGGGUUUGUGGCAGCUCACAGCGCACCAACAGUUGCACAGAGGCAAGCUGCACCUACCUCUGCGUUCUAAAGUUUGGAGACGGAGCAGGUUGUCUAUGUCAGCCGGACGGCAAUUGUCUUUGCUUCACACCCUGUUGAGCUACGAGUCUUUCCAUAUGAUUGAAUAAAUUGGGGAUUUAAAAGUGAUAUGGACUACUUGAUUUUCAGUACAAGUCUUAUUGUCUUACUAAUUAAAUUUUCGCUAAAAAAAAUAAAUUAAUUUAUAUAUUUUUUUAGUUAAAAUAAAUCAACUUAAAUUUAAUAAAUGACGUUACGAUGCAUAACUAUUCCAUCAAAUCCAUUUCUCACACGUUAAUUUAUUUAUGAUUUACAAUUUGUGGACCCCAUUUUUGUGACAAAACACAAAAAAAAGGGACCAAAUUUGAUGAUAUGGUGAAAAACCAUAUCAUCAAAUUUACCAUCAAGGCCCCCUGGAAGCUCAAGGAUGUCGUGGGGAAGCCGACUUCCCGAAGCUUCUGGAGGGACAAUGGAAUCGGCAAAUUCGCAAUCUCGCACCGGAUUUCAAGCGGGGAUUCCGUUGCCAGUCUCGCCGUCAAGUAUUCCGUUCAGGUAAUGGAUAUAAAGCGCUUAAAUAACAUGAUGAGUGACCACGGAAUCUAUUCAAGAGACAGGUUAUUAAUCCCUAUAAGCAAUGCGGACCUUCUUCUAGAUUGCACAUGCUACAUAGAGAUGGAUACCCAUGCAAAGAGAGAAGUUGCAGUUCUGUAUCUCGAAGGCAGGCCUGACUGUAAGCCCCGACCUUUUCUGAACAAAGACAAUGCCACCUCCGAUGAGGGCAAGAGAAGGAUAAUCGACUCUUUAAGGCGAAGCAUGCAAGUUGAUGAUGGAACUGCUCAAUACUAUUUGUCAAUUUCCAAUGGCGACCCUCGGGCUGCACUCACAGAAUUCUCUUCAGACCUUAGGUGGGAAAGGCAGGCCGGCUUGACUUAGUUGGAAAUAUACAUGAAUCAUGACAUUGAAGGAUUGUAAUUAAUAAGUAAUAACCCAGAAAAUACCACUGGUAUAAUGUGUGGGGUUGUGGUCUGCUUCUUUUAGCAAGUGUUGAUAUCUCUGUAUCAAUCAUUGUUGGAGUUGCUAGAACUAAUGGUAGUACCCGAUGAAUCUUUUAGCAGGCUCUGCCAUCAGUUUUAAUAAGAAACAGAGUUAAAGCUA
This is a messenger RNA of Rubroshorea leprosula, 1253 nucleotides long. The record is from the annotation of a GenBank genome assembly. Lineage: Eukaryota; Viridiplantae; Streptophyta; Magnoliopsida; Malvales; Dipterocarpaceae.